AUAUGUGAACUAACCAACCUUGGCAGGAAUAUAUAUGUAAGCAUUCAACUAUAAAUAUGCAAUUCUUCUAGCAGCUGAAUUCGUAUGUAAAGAGGAAGAGCAUUUUUGAAAGCAAAAAUAUGGAGGUAGAGCAAGUCCUUCACAUGAAUGGUGGAGAUGGAAAAAGAAGUUAUGCAAGCAACUCGCUGAAUCCAAGAGCAGUCAUUUCAAGGGUGAAGCCAAUAGUAGAUGCAAGCAUAGAGAAGCUGUGCUACACCCACCUCCCUACAGAGUGCUUGAAAAUAGCUGACUUGGGAUGCUCUUCUGGACCCAAUACCCUUUUUGCCGUUUCAAAUAUCAUAGACAAGAUUCAUAAAACCUGCAAAAAAUUGAAUUGGCAACCUCCAACGCUUCAAGUAUUCUUAAAUGAUCUUCCCGGAAACGAUUUCAACACUGUGUUCAAGUCAUUGCCAGACUUCUAUAAGAAACUUGAUGAAAAGAAGUACAUCGAACCAUGUUUCAUUGCAGGGAUGUCUGGUUCUUUCUACGGCAGGCUUUUUCCCAGCAAUUCUCUCCACUUUGCGCACUCUAGUUAUUCUCUUAUGUGGAUCUCUAAGGUUCCAAAAGGUUUGGUAACGAAAGGAGGAGAAGGACUGAACAAGGGGAACAUAUACAUAGCCAAGACAAGCUCACAUGCUGUGUUUAACGAAUACUUUGAGCAAUUCAAAAGGGACUUCACUGUCUUUCUGAGGUCUCGGGCACAAGAGCUGGUCUCGGGAGGUAGUAUGGUCCUCACAACCAUGGGCAGCAUACGGAGCAAUGAUCCCCUCAGCAUUUGGGAAUUUGUCGGAUUAAAACUCCAUGACAUGGUUUUAGAUGGUUUGAUUGAAGAGAAAAAAUUGGACACAUUUAAUAUGCCAUACUAUGCGCCAACAGCGGAUGAGGUGAAAGAGGUGAUCGAGGCUGAAGGUUCUUUUAUUUUACAAAAUCUCGAAACUUUUAGAAAUGACUGGGACUUUUACAUAAAACAAGUUAACUGUGGCUUUGACAAGAAAGCGAGGGCAGCAAUACUAUCCACUGACAUAAGAGCUGUGGGAGAACCUAUUCUGGCCAGCGAAUUUGGAGAAAAAGCCAUGGAUGAUUUGUUUUGCAGGUUUGAAGAAGAUGUUCUUGAUCACAUGGAGAAGGAGAACUGCCAGUUUAUUGACCUGGUUAUCUCGUUAACUAAGCAGCGUUGAAUAUGAAUUUGCUGCAUAUUGAUCUAUGUUUCAUUGCUUUGUUUGUAUUAGUAGUUUCCGUGUUUAAUUGUUUUGUAACAUAAGCUUUCUUAUUGUUGUGUGCAAGUGUAACGAGUGUAACACUUCUUAGCACUCGGUUUAAAUUCUGAAAAUUAUAUUUUGAUUAAAGGACUGCAAGUGUACCUAGCUAUAUGAACUCUAUGCCAAGUUUACACAAUGACCGUGCAUUUAUAGAGAG
This is a messenger RNA of Rosa rugosa (rugosa rose), 1455 nucleotides long. Its product is annotated as probable jasmonic acid carboxyl methyltransferase 2. The transcript has 4 exons. Lineage: Eukaryota; Viridiplantae; Streptophyta; Magnoliopsida; Rosales; Rosaceae. The record is from RefSeq and is a predicted model, not a curated record. Gene Ontology annotation, biological process: methylation. The coding region runs from base 120 to 1217 and encodes 365 amino acids. Gene Ontology annotation, molecular function: S-adenosylmethionine-dependent methyltransferase activity.